Xenopus laevis (African clawed frog) is the source of this 1648-nucleotide messenger RNA. RefSeq names its product WD repeat-containing protein wdr-5.2. The coding region runs from base 183 to 1274 and encodes 363 amino acids. Lineage: Eukaryota; Metazoa; Chordata; Amphibia; Anura; Pipidae. The transcript has 10 exons. The record is from RefSeq and is a predicted model, not a curated record.
CGUAACGUCGUGACGCCGCCUACUCGCUGGUGUUGCUAAGAGACCGGAGGACGCUACAAACAGGAGCAGCAGUAGGGGGAGGUGAGCAGUUGUUAUUGGUAUUGCUCCGACUCCUCUCUCUGUUUCUCCCCCGGCCCGUGCAGAACUUGUAGUGUCCCGAGUGAGGAGCAGACUGAGAGGAGAUGCUGGUCACACCAAGAUGGAAGGGGAUUCAGAGUCGCGCCUCCCCCCACCUGUCACUCACACAAGAUACUGGGGACCCGCAGGACACGCCCCCCAAGCCCAGUACAGAGGGUUCCCUGCAGUUGGACACGCUCAUCGACUGCGGAGAGGAAGUGAUGAGCUGCCGCUUUAGCCCAUCAGGGAGUCUGCUGGCAGUUGGGCUGAACAGUGGGACGGUGCAGGUUUACUCCGUGUCCGACGGGAAUUGUGUCUAUUCACUGAAGGAUCAUCAGACUACGACCAGUCACCUGCCUGUAACGGCUCUCACAUUCCUCUCCGGCCGACACAACUCACAGGGGGAUCUGCUUCUGGCCACGUAUGCUGGAGGACAAGUGAAAUUCUGGCACAUCUCUACUCAGACGUGUGUCCGUACCCUCACUGAAGACAGACAGACUCUCACUGUGGCCGUCAGCCCCUCCGGGAGUCACUUUCUCACAGCAGGAUCCACGGAUGAAAUCUUUGUAUAUGACACUGAAUCAGCAAUGCGUAUGAACGUCUGUCAGCCCAGUUCUUCCCACAAGCUGAUGGACGGACAUCGCUCUCGUAUCUUUGGCCUGACUUUCCACCCCAGCAGUGAGGAGAGCUUUAUAUCAGGGGGGUGGGAUAAUACGGUGCAGUUCUGGAACACUGGAGAGAAGCACUCGCUGGGAAAGAUCUUUGGUCCUCACGUCUGUGGAGAUUCCUUGGAUAUUGACCCACAAACCAAUCAGAUCCUUACUGGCUCGUGGAGGAAGGAGGAAAAUCUGCAGAUCUGGGAUUAUAAUUCCCGGCAGAAGAUACAGACUGUUCCAAAUGAUUUUAGGGGAUCCUCAAAGAUAUACAGCUGUCGGUGGCUGGGUGCAGGUCACAUGAUCGCAGCAGGAAGUGACAUCAACAUGUGUCGUAUUAUAGACAGAAGUACUCUAAUGACUCGCGGGUGUUUGGUUGACCUUCCUGGAGGUGUUUACAGUUUGGACGUCUCCUGUUCCACUGCUCAAGCUGCACCGGUUAUUGCCGUGACCUCCAGCCAGAGCGUCUUCCUACUGCGCCCCACUGAGACUCUGCUCCCAUAGUCUUUUCUCACCUUCCCAGAAUCCUCCCUUUCCUCUAGAGAUAGGACUGAGGAAACCAGUGUGACUGCAGUGGAUUGUAUGGUGUGUCUGAAUUAUCUGUAUGAUACACCCCAUAACAGCCUUUAGCCUUAUUUGGGGGUGUGCAACACCCUUACAGCGCAUCACCUUCUUUAUAGCCGCCUCCAGUAGUCACUAGGGGCAGAUGUAGCAGAUUGCAGGAUCACUACAUGAUACUCGGAGCAUGGAGGGUUUGAGUGUUUUAUUGGGAUACACAAGAUAUCUGAUAUGCCGUGUGCUUUUAGCUGCAUUUAGCGACCCCUUCCUGCCUUGUGAAAAUACAGCUAUUUAUUUGGUUGUUGUAUAUUAAAGAGCAA